Molecule: messenger RNA, 2684 nt
Organism: Loxodonta africana (African savanna elephant)
Lineage: Eukaryota; Metazoa; Chordata; Mammalia; Proboscidea; Elephantidae
Gene: NSMF
Product: NMDA receptor synaptonuclear signaling and neuronal migration factor
Exons: 16
Coding region: 49-1797 (582 amino acids)
Biological process (GO): positive regulation of neuron migration; regulation of neuronal synaptic plasticity
Cellular component (GO): cytoplasm; nucleus
Molecular function (GO): protein binding
Source: RefSeq, a predicted model, not a curated record
CCCCGACGGAGGAGUUGGCGGGCGCGGGGCGCGCUCUGAGGCCGGGGGAUGCGCUGCCGCCUCGACCAUGGGCGCCGCCGCCUCCAGGAGGAGGGCGCUGAGGAGCGAGGCCAUGUCCUCCGUGGCGGCCAAAGUGCGGCUGAUGGGGAGUGGACAGAAAGCAGACGGGAGCGAUACCCUACAGGUCUUCUCGGGGUGCCCAAGGACUCAAGGGCUUCCUGCAGUGGGACAGGGGUGUCUGAGGGGCCAGACACCUCUCCUUGGCCACACACACACAGAGCAGCCCGUGCGUUUGGAGAAUACCUGUCCCAGAGUCACCCUGAGAACAGCAACGGCGCAGACCACCUGCUGGCCGACGCCUACUCUGGCCACGACGGGUCACCCGAGAUGGAGCCAGCCCCCCAGAACAAGCGUCGCCUCUCCCUCGUUUCCAACGGCCGCUACGAGGGCAGCCUGUCUGAGGAGAUGGGCGGCGAGAAGCCGGCAGGUGAGGGCCCCGAGCCCUGUGUGUACACGAUCUCAGGCGAGCCAGCCCUGCUGCCUGGCCCCGAGGCUGAAGCCAUCGAGCUGGUGGUGGUGAAGGGGCGGCGGCAAGGUGGGCAGCACCACCACCACAGCCACCCCCUGCGUGGCAGCCCCGGCGGCAGCCGCGACGACCUCAGCAGGUCCUGCCAGAGUUGGGCGAGCAGCCGCCAGGGCUCCAAGGAGUGUCCCGGCUGUACCCCGCCGGCCCCCAGCCCCCCACCACGGGCCUUUGGGCUGGACCCACCGCCCUUGCCUGAGCCUGCCAGCCGCCGCAAGAAGCUGGAGGGGAUGUGCAGCGUUGACCGCGUGUCCGAUGACAUCCCCAUCCGCACCUGGUUCCCCAAGGAGAACCUCUUCAGCUUCCAAACAGCGACCACAACUAUGCAAGCGGUGUUCAGGGGCUACGCAGAGAGGAAGCGGCGGAAGCGAGAGAACGAGUCCGCGUCUGUGAUCCAGAGGAACUUCCGCAAACACCUGCGCAUGGUCGGCAGCCGGCGGGUGAAGGCCCAGACGUUCGCUGAGCGGCGCGAGCGAAGCUUCAGCCGGUCCUGGAGCGACCCCACCCCCAUGAAAGCCGACACUUCCCACGACUCCCGAGACAGUAAUGACCUGCAGGGCUCCUGCUGCACCUUGGACGAGGCCUUCGAGGGCCUGGACUGGGAGGCUGAGAAGAGCCUGGAGGCUGUAGCCUGCGACUCAGAGGAUUUUGUACCUCCCAAGGUUAUGCUCAUCUCCUCCAAGGUACCCAAAGCUGAGUACAUCCCCACCAUCAUCCGCAGGGAUGACCCUUCCAUCAUCCCCAUCCUCUAUGACCAUGAGCACGCAACCUUUGAGGAUAUCCUGGAGGAGAUUGAGAAGAAGCUGAACGUCUACCACAAGGGAGCUCGUAUCUGGAAAAUGCUCAUCUUCUGCCAGGGAGGCCCUGGACACCUCUAUUUGCUCAAGAACAAGGUGGCCACAUUUGCCAAAGUGGAGAAGGAAGACGACAUGAUCCACUUCUGGAAGCGUCUGAGCCACCUGAUGAGCAAAGUGAACCCGGAGCCUAACGUCAUUCACAUCAUGGGCUGUUACAUCCUGGGGAACCCCAAUGGGGAGAAGCUAUUUCAGAGCCUCAGGACCCUCAUGACCCCAUACAGGGUCACCUUUGAGUCCCCCCUGGAGCUGUCAGCCCAAGGGAAGCAGAUGAUUGAGACGUACUUCGACUUUCGGCUGUACCGCCUCUGGAAGAGCAGGCAGCACUCGAAACUGCUGGACUUUGACGAUGUCCUGUGAGCGCUGGCCGGUCGCUCGGGACCAGGGCACCUGGGGCCAGGCCACGCGGCCAUGCGGCCACCGGGCCUCGGUCCCGGCCCGGCAUGGAGCCACCUCAGGGCUGACGCUUGCUCAGGUUCUCCGCAGUUGUCCACUGCACUGGCACGGGGCCAGCCGGGGGCACCCAGCCCUGCCUGCAGCCAGUGCCCAGGAGCUGUCCUCCUCGGGCCGUAGAAAUAAGUGCAAUUUUUUACACCCCUGAAACAAAUCAGAGUGCAGUGGCAUUGCUAGUUAACUAGUUAGGCACUGUGCUACUAGUUACUGCGUAGAUGGCGGCCCCGUGGCCGGUGUGUUCAGGACUUUCCCCGGCCCGGCCGUCUUCAUCACCAGCAUAGGUGAGCCUGGCCGUGUGGCCGGGUGCCCCGCCUGGCCGUCCACCCCAUGAGGCCCCUCCAGGCCCCAUCGUCUGCUUGGACCCCUCCCUGCUGCUUUCUCUGACCUCAGCAGUCCAGUGGGCAGCCCAGGCAGCAGCAGGGAGAAGUCCCUCUUUCCCCAGGAGACACUGGGCUGAGUUGCCCAGCACUCCACACUCACUGCUGUGGGAUUUAGCUUCUGCCACCGCAUUCUGGAGCUGUCCCAGCCUGGCUGAGUGAGCAGGGCUGGGUCCUGGUGGCGGGCGAGGAUGUCCGUGCUCUGCCGAGGGCCCAGUGCCCCUAGUCCGUGGUGGCACAGGGCUGGAGCUUUCCAGGGCCCAGCAAGGAUGGCCCUUCUGUACAUAGCUGGAACUUGGGGGCAGGCCCCCCUUUUUGAGAGCUGAGCUCAAAGGCAGAGGGAGGGGCUGGGGCAUGGGUGCGCUCAGAACAGUGUACGAUAUCCCUUAGAGUGACAUUAAACCCAAUUCUCUGCUG